This is a messenger RNA of Sitodiplosis mosellana (orange wheat blossom midge), 1349 nucleotides long. RefSeq lists its product as uncharacterized. The transcript is spliced from 4 exons. Gene Ontology annotation, molecular function: odorant binding. The record is from RefSeq and is a predicted model, not a curated record. Bases 223 to 1125 code for a protein of 300 amino acids. NCBI's taxonomy places the organism in Eukaryota, Metazoa, Arthropoda, Insecta, Diptera, Cecidomyiidae.
AUGCUUAGAAUUGUUUUAGCAGUGCAAACAAUUGGUGUUCCAAGUUGUGGCAAUUGUUGAAGAAUUAAAUCGACUUGAUUUAUAAGAGAAUAGAAAAACGACCGGCCUAAAAAUACAACCCAAACGACUUGUUCAUAGACAAAUAAACCGACACUUGACGAUAAAAACUGUAACUCACGGAGAAAACCAAUCGAUUUGUGCAAGUUUUUUAAAGAAGAAAAAAUGACGUGGUGGUUACUCCCAGUAGUUCUUCUCUUGUGCCUGGCCACAACGACUUAUUCGCAACUGGAUGAAUUUGAGUGUGAAAUAGCGCCACCGUUGAAUGUGGAACCGUUGUCAUGUUGCCGUGUUAGUAAGCCAUUUGAUCGUACCAAUUUCCCAGAAUGUUUUCCAAAUGUGCCGGCUGUAACAACACCUCUACCUCCGAUUGGCAGCGACAGCGGCUACGACGAUGAUGACAGUGACAUCAGUGACGAUAGUAGUGUGUCACCAACGAGUGGACCCUACAGCAAGGAUGAUUACAAAUAUUGGGAAUGGAAAAAAGAUAAGUAUCACGGGCAUUGGCCGUAUAAAUAUCACCAUGGCUAUGACAAUCAUCGACGCUAUCACGACGACUAUCACAGCGAUUACCAUCGAUUCGGAUACCAUGGAGGCAGAUACAACCGUCAAACUGUUUAUCGUCUUAAUCAGCCACUGGGCCCCUGUUCAAUUGAAUGCAUAUUCAAUCAAACCAACAUCAUAGCAAAUGGUCGAUUCGAUCGUAAUAUUGCAUUGCAAGUGUACGCCGAUUACUAUCCCGAAGUUCCAAUCGAUAUGGUGACCCGAACAAUUGACCGAUGUACGAAACAGCUCAGAAACUUCUUGAUCAUCCGACGACGACGCAGCCGAAAUCUUGGACGCAAUUUGCCACUGAGACGAUGCCGCAAUGGAUCCGGACUCUUUGCGGCUUGUUUCAAUCGUGAAAUCUACCGUAAUUGCCCACCACAACUCGAUACCGAGAGUGAAGAUUGUGAUACGCUGCGCACAUUCAUCGAUACCUGUACGCCGAUCCGUGGAAUUCGUAACACGUUCAGUAUUGACAACGUUGACGUCGAUGAUAAUGGCAAUUUCAUCCCAGCGAAUUAAUUCGUGAAUCAUUUAUCAAUCCAUUGUUUUUCUCCGCUGAAAAACAACAAUUAAUUAUUAUGUUUAUCAUGCAUUUUUCAUCAGUUCGGCAUAUUGUAAACGGCGUGAGUCAUCGGACUCGGCGUUUGCAAAUUUCCCGUCGAAUUUCAAGCUAUUUUUUUUUUAAAUAUAUCAUAUUUUUGUAAAUUUACUUACAUUGUUGAUUGAUAAGUGGCGAAAUAAAA